CACAAUCGUGUCGUUUCUCACCAAGAUCAGAAGAGAGAGACCUGAAGUCACUAUCACACUAGCACAAUGGGAGAAGCUACCCAAGAAGCUGGAAAGGUGACGUCCAAACCAACGAGUGAAGAUCAGGGGACGACCCACAAGGAGGAGGAGAAUGUUGGAAAGAAUCAGGAAAGAUCGAAAGGGGAGGAACACCAGGGCAAGAGUGAGGAUCACGACCAAGCAGAGACCUGCCCAUGGGGAGAUUCAUCUGGUUCAGCCAUAUAUAUUUACAACCGCUUUCUGGCCGAGGCUAAAUAUGACGGUUCAUGGAUGCUAAAUAAGGAUAAACUGGCGGCGCUGAUGAAAUGUUUGACAGUUACGAAAAGGAUCAAAGUACAGAGUGCCAAAUACUCCUAUUUCCAAGCUUUGGUUGAGGACGGUAAAGCCAAAAAAGAUCAAACUUCCAGCUUGGUGAAACAAGUCACAAAGAAACUGGAGGCCAUCGGGGCACCCAAACAGGUGAAGAGAAAGUUCUUUAUUUUGACAGCAAAAUAUUUAUAUUAUAGGUCCCUGACCAAGGGGGUACCUGAAGAACAAAUGAUCCAGGAUCCAGAGUUGCAGAAGGUGCUGAUAUGGACUGCCAAAUACUUGUAUUUUCUGUCUUUGAUUAAUGCCCUGACGGAUGAAAUGCUCCAGUUCCAAAAUCAACAGAAGCACUGAGAGCCAUAAGACCAGAUACAGUUCUCCAUUAUGCACGAUGAUGGUGGGACUGUAAGGACCAUGGCAAACCAUUUGUACCAGCAAACAACCACCUGAUCAGCCAUGGUCCAAAGGCCUUCUUCUUCUUCUUCUUGUAGGUAACUCUUGGAGGUGCUUCACUAGUAGUUAUUCCUAUCAACAUCAAUCUAUACCACACAUCUACAUAGCGGUGGCCCUGAUCUUCUCUCAGCGGCAGGGCUUCCCCUCUGGCUACACUUGAAAAAUGGGGUUUUUUAAAUCCCAUUAGCUUUGGAACCAAGCAUCCCAGAUAUGUGAAACCUCAUCUUCUCUAAAGAGUUAAUAGAGCAUCCAAAAAUGAUUAGUAUAAUCCUAUUUAAAGUGUAUUUAAUAUGUCCAGAACUACUUAUAGCUACAAUAAGGUGAUCACAUAUUUAUUUCUAUUGUUGUUACAGAAUCAUGAUAUCAUGCAAUUAUGGUUAAUAUAAUUAUUGUUUAUUAUUAAUUCCACAUGUGAUUGAUUUAACUUAUCUUGCAAUAAACAGUAGAGACCCUUGUA
This is a messenger RNA of Xenopus tropicalis (tropical clawed frog), 1255 nucleotides long. RefSeq lists its product as uncharacterized. The record is from RefSeq and is a predicted model, not a curated record. Lineage: Eukaryota; Metazoa; Chordata; Amphibia; Anura; Pipidae. The coding region runs from base 67 to 699 and encodes 210 amino acids. The transcript is spliced from 2 exons.